Messenger RNA from Engraulis encrasicolus (European anchovy), 2428 nucleotides. It is a transcript of the gene chadla, whose product is annotated as chondroadherin-like a. The record is from RefSeq and is a predicted model, not a curated record. Gene Ontology annotation, molecular function: transmembrane signaling receptor activity; protein binding. Gene Ontology annotation, biological process: toll-like receptor signaling pathway; synaptic membrane adhesion; immune response. Lineage: Eukaryota; Metazoa; Chordata; Actinopteri; Clupeiformes; Engraulidae. Bases 1 to 2400 code for a protein of 799 amino acids. The transcript has 9 exons. Gene Ontology annotation, cellular component: cell surface; glutamatergic synapse; postsynaptic density membrane.
AUGCCUGUUUCAUAUGCACAGAUGUGCGCGUCCAUACGCGGAUGGAAAGUCACUGUGCUGCUGCUCUUAAUUGCUGCUCAUUUGGGCCUUUCUGGAAAAUGCACUCGUCCAUGCUCCUGUGACCCGAGGAAACUCACCGUUGCCUGCGUUAACAAAAAUCUGACUCAAGUCCCCCCUACAAUAGAUGAGAUAACGGUGAAGUUGGAUUUGAGGAAGAAUAACCUGCAGGAGUUGCCCAGAGGGGCUUUUCUGCACACCCCCUACCUCACCCAUCUCAACCUGCAGGCCUCAAAUAUCCGCUCAGUGCGAGAAGGAGCCUUCCGUGGACUCGGACGCCUUGUCCAUCUUAACCUUGCGCACAACAAUAUCGAUGUUCUCUAUCAGGAGUCGUUUGACGGGCUGCUGUCCCUGAAGCAGCUGAUCCUGGACCAUAACCGCGUGGAGGAGAUCCGGCCGGGGGCCUUCACCCAGGUGGGCUCCCUCAACCUGCUCUCCCUGGCCCACAACCGCCUGGUCUACCUGCCCAACAUGGUCUUCCAGGGCCUGCUCAACAUCCAGUGGCUGAAGCUCAGCCACAACGCCCUCAACAACCUGGCCACGGAGGCCUUCGCCAGCCUCUUCACCCUCACGCGCCUCAGCCUGGACCACAACGAGCUGCAGUUCUUCCCCACGCAGACCAUGACCAGAUUGGUUGAAGUGACCCAUCUGGAGAUGAGUCACAACCCGAUGAUCUACCUGGGAGAGGAGGCAGUCUCCAUGUCCAAACUCACACACCUGUCCCUGGACCACAUGUCUCUGCAGGACCUGUCCAACACGGCUCUCAUCCACGCACCCCUCCUCUCCCAUCUGGAUCUCAGCCACAACCAGCUCCGCUCCAUAGAGCCCAUCUCAGGCCCCAAGGAGUUGUCCAUGCUCAACCUGACGGCCAACCCCAUGUACUGCAACUGCCACCUGCGGCCCCUGCGGGAGUGGGCCCAGGAGGGCCACAUCCAGCUGCUGGGGGCUUGCGCUGGACCUCCGCAUCUCUCCGACGAGCCUCUGGCGGCGGUGGAGCCAGCGGACCUGCGCUGCCGGGGCCGGGAGGGCCUGACUAAGGAGGAGCUGGAGGAGACGGAGGCGUCUGUGGCUGUGGCUGGGGCACAGGAGCCAUCCGCCACCAAACCCAAGAAAAGUGAAAACUGCCCAGACGACUGUGACUGUGCGCCGGAAGCUCAACAUGCCACCUGUGAGGGCAGAGGCCACACCAAAGUCCCCUCAGGCUUCCUCAAGAACACCAGCCUGCUGGACCUGAGGGCCAACCACUUCCACAACCUGCCCACCAACAGCUUCCGCGGCCUGGCCGACGUGGUCUCGCUGCGCCUGGACCAGUGCAAGAUCCGCGAGAUCGAGUCCGGCGCGUUCCGCGGCAUGAAGACCCUGCUCUACCUCUACCUGUCCGACAACGACCUCACCAGCCUGGAGCCAGAUACCUUCGCCGGCGCCCCGCAGAUCAACUAUCUCCAUCUAGAGGGUAACCGUCUGCUGGAGUUCCCCUCGGUGGCCACAUUGACGCCCAUGCCCAGCCUGCUGGAGCUGCACCUGGACCGCAACGCCAUCUCCAGGCUGGAGCCGGCUGCCAUGCUGUCCCCCGUCAGCAUGCUCAGGGCGCUGCACCUGGCCAACAACACCAUCGAGUCCGUGGCACCAAACGCUUUCGAGCCGGCGCCUCACCUGGAAAAACUGGACUUGGGGGACAACAAGCUGACAGAGGUUCCCACCAAGGCCUUUGGAGAUGACCACCUCCUGCGAGAGCUGCGCUUGUCGGGGAAUGCCAUCCGCUGGGUGGGGCCCAAGGCUUUCCUCCCUGUGGCUGAGAGUCUGCAGCACCUGUACAUGGACGGCACUGGUCUAGCGAAGAUGUCUAAGGACUCGCUGGCUGGUCUGGGAUCAGGGCUGCUCACCCUCUCACUGGGAGGAAACCAGCUGGAGAGUGUGCCCAGCCUGAGUGCCCUCACUGGACUGCAGUCAGUGAACCUGGCUGACAACCCGCUGCAAUGUGACUGUAGUCUCGCACCGCUACGCAAGUUAAUCGACAGCAUGAGCGUCAAGGUGUCUGCAACCUGCGGCGGGCCAGGCGAUAUUCAAGGGCAGAGUGUGAAGGAGGUGUCUGUUUUCCAAACAUGUCCUGGAAACGAAGAGCCAAGCCCUACUACGCCUCCUGCUACUGAAGACAGCAGUCCAGUCAAGGCACCGAAGAAAAUCAAACCAAAGCCUGCACUCCUGGAAGGUGUCAAGCCAAAGCCAUCAAAAGCCAAAGCCAAAGCCAAACCCCUGGAAAGACCAAGGCCAUCUGUGCUUCCUAAAGAAGGCAAAAAAAGCAAGAAGACAAAAAAGAACGAAAAAAAGAAUGAAAAAGAGUAAUUCUUUGGUCUCGAGAUUGACAGAAAGA